GACCAGAAUUAUCAGGAAUAACAAUUCCAUUGGAAAUGGAAUUUGAUGACCCAGAAGUAACAUUACUCGUAGAACAAGUACAACGAAUAACAGUUGCAGCAGAAUAUGAAGUGCCGCAAAAUAAACAAGAAAAGAAACUGAAUCAACUCUAUCUGGAAGCCACACAAAGAGAAAUAAAUCAAUUUAGAGAACAAGUAAUAGGAAAAAAUAGUACUAAAAAAGAUAAGAAAGGAAAAACUAAAAGUUUAAAUAUUACUUUUAAUCAGCAAGAAGGAAGCAAAGUCAAAACACCAAAAAUGGGAACAUUUAUUAAGUCACAAUUGUCACAAUUAGAUCGAAUCUUACAAAUAAAAAAGAAACAAAAAGAUCCAAGAAUUAGAACAGGAUUAAGACAAUUAAAACAACGAUUAGAGAGUAUGGAAACAAAUUAUAAAUAUGUUUCCCAAUUAACAAGACAACAAACUGAUGAACAUAUUCAAGAAAUUGAAAGAGUCACAAACAGAAAAAUAUUGGAAGCAGAAACAGCUGAAGAUAAAAAAGCUUAUCUAUACAAAACAAUAUCCAUAUUAACAGAAACAAAAGAUGCUAUUCUUUGGAAAAAUAGAGACCUAGUAAAAGAUCUAGAAGAAGAAUAUAGAUAUGCAACUAACCAAGCACUAAACUUGGAUAGAAAAGAUUUUGAAGCAAUGCAAGAACAAAUGGAACAAUAUGAAAGUGAACUAUUACGAGAACAAUACCAAGCAAAAUAUAGAGAACUAUUGGGAGUAUCUUUAGAAAACUUAGAUAAAAUGCAUGAUGUAGAAGAUGAAGAAGAGCAAAUAUUCCAAGAACAACAAUGA
This is a messenger RNA of Racocetra persica, 839 nucleotides long. The record is from the annotation of a GenBank genome assembly. NCBI's taxonomy places the organism in Eukaryota, Fungi, Glomeromycota, Glomeromycetes, Diversisporales, Gigasporaceae.